AGAUCGUCCUCUUGUACCACCAAACCAGUGUACGACAUGAAGUACCUUUACGCACAAUCCAUCACUUUGUUGCUCGUGGUGUGUGUUGGUCUGAUCUCCGCCACGAGUAACUGCACCGACGAUGAUCUCUACGUUAUAAGAAGUACUCCUUCGAUUGGGCUUGUGGUGGAUGGUACCGACCACAAGAAAAUUAGUGUGCAGGCUUACACUGGUUUUAGUACUCAGUUGUGGAAAUUUAGGACUGGGGACAGGCCUGGGUUGUACUACAUCAUUAAUAGUCAUUCGGGGCUUGCUCUUGAUUAUAUUGACAGUAAAGAGCCUGCGAUAGUCUUGACCGAACAAAGGGAUACUUUGGAUCAGCAAUGGAUGGUGAACACGAAUGGUCAUAUUGUUAAUGCUGGGAAAAUGUGGAAUAUGGAUAUUCACAAAGCCCGCUAUGUGGCUGGAAAUGCUCUCAUUGUGUGGGAGAACAAUGGGUGCGAGUGCCAGAAGUUCACUCUGCAGAAGAAAGUGUAGGGUACGACUGGUACCACUCCAGUGAGAAAAUAGUAUUUCUAAAGUUAUUUGUAAACAAUUGUGGGAUCGUGAAUCCAAAUAAAUAAGUAAAAUUUGA
Molecule: messenger RNA, 613 nt
Organism: Zophobas morio
Lineage: Eukaryota; Metazoa; Arthropoda; Insecta; Coleoptera; Tenebrionidae
Exons: 2
Coding region: 37-516 (159 amino acids)
Source: RefSeq, a predicted model, not a curated record